Messenger RNA from Elaeis guineensis (African oil palm), 2155 nucleotides. Its product is annotated as protein DETOXIFICATION 49. Lineage: Eukaryota; Viridiplantae; Streptophyta; Magnoliopsida; Arecales; Arecaceae. The record is from RefSeq and is a predicted model, not a curated record. Gene Ontology annotation, molecular function: xenobiotic transmembrane transporter activity; antiporter activity. Gene Ontology annotation, biological process: xenobiotic detoxification by transmembrane export across the plasma membrane. Gene Ontology annotation, cellular component: membrane.
GCUACGCCUAAUUCGCCCCGGGCCUCUCGAUCGUUUCCUUUCACACGGAUAGUUUUGGGAGAAACGGAGAGAGAGAGCCGUUCACUCUUUCCCUCUCGUUUUCUUUCAAGGAUUUGCAGGCCGAGCUGCUUUCCUCGUCUCGCUCGGGAGGGGUCUAAGACGACGAACGAUACCCUCCAAGCAAAGCCGUGGGAAUGUCUGCAGCCUAACAAAAACUCGUCGCCAACACCCCUCCCUUCUCUCUUGGAUCAACCCUCUCUGCCCCUCUAUAAAUACUUAUACAGCCAAUCUCAACCUAUUUCUGAAGUCCUCUAAACCCUUCUCUGGAAGCGAAGAAAAAGAAUAGGCCAAACAAACACUCGGCCAUGUGUAAAGCUAGGACCCCGGACUCUCCCUCGCCGUGCCAAUGCGACCACCAUGAAGAACCCCACGGCCUGCUCACAGUCCCCUUGGUCCAGAUUAAGCAGCAGACGACGACGAGCCCAUCAGAGGAUGCUCCGAUACUCAAGCCGAAGCCGCCUACCGAGCUAGCUCAUGCCUUUGUGGAAGCCAAGUCUAUAUUAAGCCUGGCGGUCCCCAUGGCUCUGACCGGCCUCCUCAUCUACUCCCGCUCUAUGAUUUCCAUGCUUUUCCUCGGUCGCCUCGGUGGCCUCCCCCUCGCCGGAGGCGCCCUCGCCAUCGGCUUUGCCAACAUAACUGGCUACUCUGUCCUCUCCGGUUUGGCAAUGGGCAUGGAGCCAAUUUGCGGCCAGGCGUUCGGUGCCAAGAAGCUCUCCCUCCUCGGUCUCGCCCUACAGCGGAGCAUUCUCCUCCUCCUCUCGGUUUCCAUCCCCAUUGCUUUCCUCUGGACCAACAUGCGGCCGCUCCUCCUCCUCUGCGGCCAGGAUGCGGCCAUCUCCGCCGCCGCCCAGUCCUACAUUCUCUUCUCCCUCCCUGACCUCUUCCUUCUGUCUUUCCUCCACCCACUCCGCAUCUACCUCCGCUCCCAGUCCAUCACCCUCCCCCUCACUUAUGCCGCUGCCCUCGCCGCCCUGCUCCAUCUCCCCAUCAACUACCUGCUGGUCUCCGUCCUUCGCCUCGGCAUCCCCGGCGUCGCCCUUGCCUCCGUCUGGUCCAACCUCAACCUGCUCCUCCUCCUCGUCGCCUAUGUCUACCUCUCGGGGACCCACAAAAGCACCGGCGGCAUAAUUCCCUCCGCGGAGAGCUUCCGCGGUUGGUCCUCUCUUCUAAACCUCGCCCUUCCCAGCUGCGUCUCCGUCUGCCUGGAAUGGUGGUGGUAUGAGAUUAUGAUCCUCCUCUGCGGCCUCCUCCUCAACCCCAAAUCCACCGUCGCCUCCAUGGGCAUUUUAAUACAGACCACUUCCCUCAUCUACAUUUUCCCUUCCUCCCUUUGUUUUGGCGUCUCUACUCGCGUCGGCAACGAGCUCGGUGCCAACCGCCCUCACCGCGCGCGGCGCGCCGCCUAUGUCGGCCUCUCCUCCAGCUUCCUCCUCGGCCUUAUUGCCCUCAGCUUCGCCGUCUCCGUCCGUCAUGCAUGGGCCCGGAUGUUCACCGACGACCCAGCCAUCGCAGUGCUCACCGCAUCGGUGCUGCCGAUACUGGGUAUGUGCGAGCUGGGCAACUGCCCGCAGACCACCGGCUGCGGUGUCCUGCGAGGAAGUGCACGCCCGCAGGCCGGGGCCAACAUAAACCUCGGCUCCUUCUACGCGGUCGGGAUGCCGGUGGCCGUCGGCCUCGCCUUCUGGGGACGGCUCGACUUCAAAGGCCUCUGGCUCGGCCUCCUCGCUGCACAGGCCACAUGUGUCGUGCUCAUGCUCUCUGUCAUCCACCGCACCGACUGGGACCUGCAGGCCGACCGUGCGCAGAAGCUGACCGGUGCAGCACGCGACGCCGGAAUUCGCAACGGCCAUUUAAACGAACCUGAUCAUGAAGAAAAACUGCACCAGCCGAAACCUAGCACGGUGGAUGAUGUAGCUGAGAAAGCCAAUUUGGUGAUUACAAUCACGGUUCAUCAAUCUUCCACAAUAACUUGAAUCCCUGUGUAUUUUUAUUACUUCUUCUUUCCGUUUUUGUCUUUGUUUACUUGUAUCGUAACGAGGAUGUUAGUCAUCAUUAAUAUUACAAAGAGAAAGAGAAGAGUCCAUUAUAAACGUCA